CGUGGCGCGAUAUAUAUAGCUCACUCUUACGGACAGUGUGCAAACUCUUAGUUGUGUGUGCGCGAAAAAGAGUGACUCAAAAGAGCGAGUUAUGUUUCCGAAUGAGAAUAAUAAUAACGGCUACCACCACCAACCACCACCGCCGCCGGGAAUGUUACAAACUCAUAAUCACAGAGACCGAGCCCGCCGUGGCACUCGCCGGUCACGUGCUUCCACUUCUUCUCCCCUUAUUAGGGUUUCCGAUACUGAGCAACAGCAACAACUUCAACCUCAACCUCAUCGACCUCCUUGCACCGAUUACGACAUGGCUUAUUUCCAUUCCUACGCUCACCUCGGUAUUCACCAGGAGAUGAUCAAGGAUCAUGUGCGGACUGAAACAUAUAGGGAAGCAAUCAUGCGUCAUCAGAGUUUUAUUGCUGGCAAAGUCGUAGUUGACGUUGGAUGCGGUACAGGAAUCCUUUCCAUAUUUUGUGCUCAGGCCGGUGCAAAGCGGGUGUAUGCAGUUGAUGCUAGUGACAUUGCUCUGCAGGCAAAUGAAGUCGUUAAAGCAAAUAACCUGUCUGAUGUUGUUAUUGUAUUGCAUGGACGAGUUGAGGAUGUUGAAAUUGAGGAAGAGGUGGAUGUUAUAAUUUCAGAAUGGAUGGGUUAUAUGCUUCUAUAUGAGAGCAUGCUUGGGAGUGUGAUUACUGCUAGAGAUCGCUGGCUGAAACCUGGUGGUCUCAUUCUUCCCUCAAGUGCAAAUUUGUACAUGGCUCCUGUCACACAUACCGACAGAUACAAUGACAGCGUCGACUUUUGGCGCAAUGUUUAUGGAAUUGAUAUGUCUGCCAUGUUAUCAUUAGCAAAACAGUGUGCAUUCGAGGAACCUUCUGUGGAGAUGAUAACUGGUGAAAAUAUUUUGUCAUGGCCACAUUUGGUAAAACAUAUUGAUAGUUAUUCUGUUACCAUCAAUGAGUUAGAAACUGUAACAACGAAGUUUAAGCUCAAAUCAAUGAUGCGAGCUCCAUUACAUGGUUUUGCAUUUUGGUUUGAUGUUGAAUUUAAUGGGCCUACAAUAGAACCAACCAAUUAUCAUUCAUCAACAUCAUUUACUGAGAAUCAUCAGGGGAACGGUAGUCUGAGCAAAAAAAGGCCCAAUCCAAAUGAAGCACUGGUCCUAUCCACUGCACCCGAGGAACCUCCAACACAUUGGCAGCAGACCCUGAUAUACUUCUAUGAUCCUAUUGAGCUGGAACAAGAUCAACUAAUUGAAGGUUUAGUGACGUUGACACAAAGCAAAGAAAAUGCUCGGUUUAUGAAUAUUCACCUUGAAUAUACUUCAGGCAAUCGAUCUUAUGUGAAAGAGUCUGUUAUGAGAUGAUCUGAAUAUGGGACUGUUGCAUAUAUAUAUCUUCGCGGGCUUCUUUCGCCAACAGAAUUAAGAUCUAAUUGUUUGGGUCACGGAAACCACUAAUCCUUGCUUGGUAGAUUAGAAUGAGCUACUGAAGGACCUGUAAGCAUAUUUAGUUAGGUCAAUCAAAUGGGAUUUUCUUUGUAACUCAUUGGUAUUAAAUUAUACAGGAGUGGCUGAGUAAUGUCACAAUUCGUUUAUUAUUGUAAUUUUUUUAAGCUUCACUCUGGUGGGGCUAUGCCAUAUCAGUUUUCACUUAGAGCUUUGCUGGAAUACGAUGAAUUAUUUUUAAACCACGUUCUUGUCAAUUUAUCUGGAA
Messenger RNA from Cicer arietinum (chickpea), 1709 nucleotides. Its product is annotated as probable protein arginine N-methyltransferase 6. Gene Ontology annotation, molecular function: histone methyltransferase activity; protein-arginine N-methyltransferase activity. Gene Ontology annotation, biological process: chromatin remodeling; peptidyl-arginine methylation, to asymmetrical-dimethyl arginine. The record is from RefSeq and is a predicted model, not a curated record. Lineage: Eukaryota; Viridiplantae; Streptophyta; Magnoliopsida; Fabales; Fabaceae.